This is a messenger RNA of Rhagoletis zephyria (snowberry fruit fly), 574 nucleotides long. RefSeq names its product POP5 ribonuclease P/MRP subunit (gene Pop5). Gene Ontology annotation, cellular component: ribonuclease P complex. The record is from RefSeq and is a predicted model, not a curated record. Gene Ontology annotation, biological process: tRNA 5'-leader removal. Lineage: Eukaryota; Metazoa; Arthropoda; Insecta; Diptera; Tephritidae. Gene Ontology annotation, molecular function: ribonuclease P RNA binding.
GAUUUUUACAUACAGAAAUGGUGCGAAUUAAAAAUCGUUACAUUGUAGUGCGAAUAGUACCCGAGGUACCUGCAAAAGUAUUAAAUUUCCAUGAUGCUGUGAUUGCCAAAUGUAUCCUAAACCAUGUGAAGAAAUUCUACGGCGACUAUGGACUAGGCACUGUUGAGCAAGGAUUUCGCGUGAAAUAUUGCAAUGAACGGACAAAAGUGACUAUAAUUAGAUGCUUACAUCGAUCACAUCGCGUUGUAACUAGCACUUUACCCUUAAUAACAAUGAUAGGAGACGUUCGGGCGAAAUUUCAUACUCUUUACACUGGCGCAACUAUAAUUCAGUGUAACAAAUUCAUAAUCAAUCACCAGCAGCGAUUUUUGGACGAAAUGGUUGGGCAAAUUGCAUCUGCGAAGGAGCGGAAGGAGUUCAUUAAACGUGUUAUGGAGUUCGAUUUAGAACAAUAAUUUGUAUCCUUCUCUGUCAAACAAUAAAUAGAUCAAGUUCAAAAGUGUAAUUAAUUUAAAAAUACGCUUUACGUGUAUUUCAAUAAAUUUUGGUUCGCACUUAAGUUGUGACUGCAAAA